Molecule: messenger RNA, 1218 nt
Organism: Thyridium curvatum
Lineage: Eukaryota; Fungi; Ascomycota; Sordariomycetes; Thyridiales; Thyridiaceae
Exons: 4
Coding region: 1-1218 (405 amino acids)
Biological process (GO): lipid metabolic process
Molecular function (GO): phosphoric diester hydrolase activity
Source: RefSeq, a predicted model, not a curated record
AUGUCUCCCAGGAAAAUCCCGGAGUUUCUCACCGUCGGACUUGCCGUACUUGUUCCUGGACUUACCGAGACUGUGCCUACAGGCGCUCAAGUUGUUGAUGCCAAAGCGUCGUGCGACUUCACCAAGGACGGCCUCAAAUGGUCGAACGCCCUGCGCAUGAACCAGAUACAGGUAGUGGGAACCCACAACAGCUACCACCUCGAGUCUCCGAUCAAAGAGAAGGAGGCUCAGGCGCAGCUCAUCAAGGACCCUGUUCAGUUCUACUAUUCGCAUCCUCAGCUCGAUAUUCAGCUUGAGUAUCAGCAUAUCCGCAAUCUUGAGAUUGACAUCUUUGCCGACCCUGAUGGUGGCCACUAUGCAAAGCCUCUGGUAAAGCAGUGGUCUGGUCUUCCUCUGCCGCCGCAGGAAGUCAUGAACAAGCCGGGUGUCAAGGUCCUACACAUCGCUGAUGCCGAUGUGAACACCCAGUGCCACACUUUCAUUGAGUGCCUGACUAUCAUGAAGAAGUGGUCCGAAGCGCAUCCUAAGCAUGUACCUAUCCCCAUCAUGAUUGAGUUCAAGUCUACGGACCGAACCAUUACUGCCAAGGGAGGCGUCGAUGCUAUUCCAUGGAACAACACUGCACUCCUCGACGAUUUCGACAAGGAGAUCCGCACCGUCUUCUCGCCUUCCCAGCUCAUCUCUCCCGACAGCCUGCGCCGUGGGAACUUGACCCUGGAGAAGUCGGUCCUCAAGUACGGCUGGCCUGAUCUGGACUCAGCUCGUGGCCGCUUCUUUUUCCUGAUGGAUCAGAGCCCCGGCCCCAUCCGGGACGCGUACACCGAGGGCCGGCCCAAUCUAGAGGGGCGGGCCAUCUUUACCAACUCGGUGCCUGGCAACUCGGACUGUGCCUUCCAGAAGCUGAACGAGCCCCUCGGCGAGGAUAACCUCGCCAACAUCCAAAAGCAGGUCGCUGCCGGCUACUGGGUGCGAACCCGGUCGGAUGUGACUUACAGCAACCUGCUCGGCAAUGACACGACCGCCAUGCGUGAGGCCGCAUUCAAGAGCGGUGCUCAGAUUUUCAGCACGGACUUCCCUGUGUACGGUAUUUCCAGCCGCUUUAAUGUUGACUACGCUGUGUUUCUGGAGGGUAGGAAGUCAGCACGAUGCAACCCCGUCAAUGCCCCUGAAUCCUGCAAGGCCCUCGAGCUGGAGCCGGCUGAGUAUGUGAGAAAUUAA